AUGUACUCUAUCCGAAGUCUGCCCACAAUGUUGUACCGAGAGCAAGCUGAAGAAGACGGGAUUGAGGACAUGAUACAACUUGAGGAACUUCAUGAAGCUGCUGUUUUACUCAACCUUAAAAAAAGGUUUGAACGAGAACUGAUUUACACAUACAUUGGAAGUAUUCUGGUAGCUGUGAAUCCAUACAAGAUGUACAAUAUUUAUGGGACGGACAUGGUGCUUCAACACAAAGGACAUGCCCUUGGUGAAAAUCCUCCGCAUUUAUUUGCUAUAGCAAAUGCUGCUUAUGCAAAAAUGAUGGAUGCCAAACAGAACCAAUGCAUUAUUAUCAGUGGGGAAAGUGGCUCUGGUAAGACUGAGGCCACAAAAUUGGUCCUGCGCUAUUUGGCUGCUAUACAACACAAGCGCAACAUUACACAGCAGAUUCUUGAAGCUGCUCCACUCCUAGAGUCAUUUGGAAAUGCCAAAACUGUCAGGAAUGAUAACUCGAGUCGAUUUGGGAAAUACAUCGAGAUAUUUUUGGAGGAGGGUGUGAUUAGUGGUGCCAUAACCUCACAGUAUCUACUUGAAAAGUCAAGGAUUGUGUUUCAGGCCAAAGAUGAAAGAAACUAUCACAUUUUUUACGAGAUGCUUGCAGGCCUUCCUUCACAGCAAAAACACUCACUGUACCUCCAAGAGGCAGAGACCUAUUAUUACCUCAAUCAGGGUGGGAAUUGUGAGAUCACUGGUAAGAAUGAUGGGGAGGACUUCCGCAGGCUUCUCAGUGCCAUGGAAAUCCUUCAUUUCAACCCUGAAGAUCAAAAUGGCAUCUUCAGGAUUCUGUCAUCUAUUCUCCAUCUGGGAAAUGUCUUUUUUGAGAGAUAUGAGACAGACUCUCGGGAGAUGGUGUCAGUGGUGAGUGCUCAGGAGAUCAGAGUGGUGGCAGAAAUUUUACAAAUUUCUCCUGAGGCCCUGCAGAAAUCAAUCACUUAUAAAGUGACGGAGACAUUGAGGGAGAAGAUCUUUACCCCUCUAUCAGUGGAAAGUGCAGUUGAUGCCAGAGAUGCAGUUGCCAAGAUCCUGUACUCCCUCCUUUUCAACUGGUUAACAGCAAGAAUCAAUACUUUGGUUUACCCAAUGAACGACGCACUGUCUAUCUCCAUCCUUGAUAUCUAUGGAUUUGAGGACCUCUUUUUCAACAGCUUUGAACAGCUUUGCAUAAACUAUGCAAAUGAGUACCUACAGUUCUUUUUCAACAGGGUCAUUUUCAGGGAGGAGCAAGAGGAAUACAGCAGAGAGGAAAUUCCCUGGGAGGAAGUGUAUUAUAAUGACAAUCAGGCCUGCAUUGACCUCAUUUCAGCAAAGCCCCAUGGAAUACUUCGGAUUUUGGAUGACCAGAGUGGUUUUCCACAGGCUACAGAUCACACCUUCCUUCAGAAAUGUCACUAUCAUCAUGGCCACAAUCCAUUGUAUUUCAAGCCAAAAAUGCCUCUUCCUGAAUUUGCCAUUAAACACUUUGCUGGAAAAGUCACCUAUCAGGUCCAUAAAUUUUUGGACAAAAAUUAUGAUCAGGUUCGCCAGGAGGUGCUCGAUCUUUUCAUGCAAAGCAAAAACAAGAUGGUUGCACAUCUGUUCACAAACUAUUCAGAAAUUGUUAAUCAACAGAAGAGUCAUGUCAGAAAGAGCAGCACGGUUACACGCAGAUACCAGCCAUCUACAGUUGCUGCCAAGUUCCAGCUAUCUCUUAUGGAGCUUGUGGAAAAGAUGGAGAGAUGCAACCCAUUCUUUGUGCGCUGCAUAAAGCCAAACAAUAACAAGGAGCCUGGAGUGUUUGACAUGGACCUGGUCAGCACUCAGCUUCGUUACUCUGGGAUAUUGGAUACCAUUCGUAUCAGGAGACAGGGAUAUCCGAUCAGAAUACUCUUUGAUGUCUUCCUUUUUAGAUACAAAUCCUUGCUUGGCCUAAAGCAGGCUCCUCCUGCCACUGGGGAAAACUGUGUAAUCAUGCUUAGGAAGCUUUGCCCUGUAAGACCAGGAGCUUUUGAAGUGGGCCUCACCAAGCUAUUCUUAAAAGAAGACAUAUAUUACAUGCUGGAGAGUAAGAGAGACAGAGUGAGGCAUGUAGCUGCUCUGACCCUGCAACGCUACAUUCGAAUGUUCUUUGUGCGGAAACGCUAUGUAGCCUUUCGCAUGAAAAUCAUUCGAUUGCAGGCGCACUGCCGAGGUUACAUCAUACGGAAACACUAUGUAAAAAUGCGAGCAAGUCUGGUCAGAUUCCGCUCAGUGGUCCACAUGUAUGUAAAUCAAAAGAGAUACAUUAAGAUGAUAUUAGAUGCCAAGAGGAAGGCAGAAGAGGAGCGAAUCCGAACAGAAAUGGAGUUAGCAAAACGGGAAGUCGUCAAUGUCACGCACUUGGUCAUUCCAGCAGAACUUGGAGGGUUAUUGCAAGCUGUUGCAGGAGGUAGAGAGCUUCAUUCUGAUUGCUUGGCUCUUGUACAGGCACCAACCAUUCAGGUGGAAUCUCAGCUCACACUACCCCUUGACAUCAACAACUACCCCAUUUCUAAAUUCAUCCAGCUUCAUUUCAGAGAACCAAUGUUUGGAAUGUUGAUGACACCUUUGAAAACGCCCUUGACUCAUUUAGAUGAUGACCUCACACAAGAAGCUCUAGAUGUCUUCAUCAUGAUUUUGAGAUUUAUGGGUGACCCACAUUUGAACGGUGCCCAAGAGAAUUUACUUGGAAACUACAUCAUCCAGAAAGGGCUUUCCAGUCCUAGCUUACGAGACGAAAUUUUGUGUCAAAUUGCCAAUCAAGUGUGGAGGAACAGCAACCCAGAUAAUGCCGAAAGGGGCUGGCUGCUGCUGCUCGGCUGCCUCAGUGCUUUUGCGCCUUCAGCCAAAAUAGAGAAAUACCUUCUGAAGUUUGUAUCAGACAAUGCCUAUAAUAACUAUAAGGCAGUUUGCCAACAUAAGCUGAUCCAGGGCAUGCAGAAGUCCAUUUAUGGACCAGAGACAGCAAGGACAUACCCACUGUCCCUGCUGGAGUGGACUGCCAACAGAAAGAAAGCCAAUAUGGUGCUACAGGUGCACUGUUUUGAUGGAACCUCCUUUCUGUGUCCUGUAAACUCAUGGACCAGUGGAGAGGAUCUGGCUGGGGACAUCCUUCAGCACAGGGGUGUUACAGAGUCUUGGAAGGGUUGUUCUGUCAUCAUGAAGGAGCAUGGGCAAUGGGCUGAGCUUGCAGGGCAUGAUUAUGUGAUGGACUUGAUUGCAGACCUGGAGCUAAUGCGAGAUUUCCCAAAGCAAAAGUCCUAUUUCAUCAUCUCAGCUGAGAGUCCCACCAGAACGAGACCCAAUGCCAGCCUUACUCUGUUUGGAAGUGGAUUUGAGUCCGAUGAUGAAAGCCCACUCCUUAACCCACCAAUGGCCAGCACUAGUCUACCAGAGUCUGAUGGAUACUACAGUCAUGAAUCCGAUUUCAGUGAGGCUCCACCUCAGAGAGGUAUGGACCGAUAUCUGGACAGCUUAUUUGACCCCGUACUGUCUGAUGGUAGUGGGAAUCAGGAUCUGGAGAAGCCAGCCAGCAUGUCAAGUCGGAUGAAGGGAGCAGGUGGGAUUGGAGGUGAGGAUGGAGGAGAGGAAGAAAAAAUGCAGGCCAGCAGGCCUUAUCCCCCAGGACUGCAGCCUGGUGCGGUUCCUGUUCUACCUGUUAUGGGGACUAUGAUGCCACCUAUACCUAUGCCAGCUAUGCACUCUGUGCCUUCAACUCUUGCCCCAACAUCUACAGCCUCUGUUCCCUCAGUAACCCCUGUUUCUCCAAAGCCAUCAAUGCCAUCAGUACCAUCAAUGCCAGCUAUGUCAUCUAUACCUUCUAUGCCUGCCUUGCCUCCUUUACCACCUUUCUCAGUUUUACCUAAUGUGCCACUGAUGACUGAUGGGGCAGAUCCCAAUGUCCUUGCACAGCAGCAGCAAGCCCUCAUCAGCCAGCAAGCGAUCAUACUUGCUCAGCAAAUGACAAUGCAAGCAAUGGCCCUUCAACAGCAGAUGUAUAAUUCAGCAGGCAGACCAUACACUGGUCCAUCUUAUAACAAUGAACAUGUAUCAGUGCCCCAUUCUGGCCAAUCAAGCCCAAACAAAUCUGAAACUGGACCUAGUCCACACACUCAAGUAACACCUGCCCCUGCACAGAGACCCUUCCGGCAUCAUUACAGCCAGCCCAGGACAGUACCACCAGAAGAUGUUGUGAGGUCCACCAUCUCAAACUCAGAGUAUAUAGAACCAAGUCACAACAUCAAAGACAUCAUUAAACAGUACCAGCCUGGGAUACCCAAACCUGUAGAAGUACCAAGAAGAGAUGCUAAAGUAUUUGUUAAGAAGCCAGACCCUCAUGAUGAAGCUAUGAUGAUCCUUAAAGACCAGAUGAAUGCACCACCUACGCAGCAGAAAAAGACCUAUACGCCAGGCCCUUCUACUUCAGGUGUCACAGAAAUGGGAAGCCUACAACCAUCAAAGAGCAUAAAGAUGAAAAGAUCACCCCCAGUGCCUGUGAUCAGUCAAAGGUCCCCAGCCCCACCACCCGUAUCUCGAGACCUUCCAGUUGAAGAGGAGACCAUUCAGACCCAGCUCCACAGAAGAAGCAGUGAGGAGCACUAUACCUACACAAAUGUACCUUGGAAGAUCUACCUGAGAAAAGAGGUUUUCUAUCCCAAGGACAGCUUUAACCAUCCACUGGUGUUAGAUCUCCUGUUCAAGCAGAUCGUCCACGACACGUUCUCAGAGGCUUGCAUUCGGAUCACAAAGGAGGAGAGACAGAAAAUGAAAUCCCUUUUUGCUGAGCACAACAUUGAUGCGGGUGCUACAACACAAGACGAGAAUGUGAAAAAAAAGGUUGUUAUUGCAGCAAGGGACACCUGGGAGAUCUACUUCUCUCGUCUUUUCCCAGCAUCUGGCAGUGUGGGCACUGGUGUCCAGGUGCUUUCUGUAUCGCACAGGGGAAUUAAACUGCUAAAGAUGGUGAGGAGCAGCGCUUUGGCCCCAGAUUACUUCAGAGUUUUAAGACCUUACAGCUAUACAGAUAUCAUGUUUGUCACCAUUCCUUCGAAGAACAUGCUGGAGUUCAACCUCACCAAUGAGAAACUGAUUCUCUUCUCAGCCAAAGCUCCCCAUGUCAAGACCAUGAUUGACUACUUCAUCACAGAGUUGAAGAAGGACUCAGACUAUGUGGUUGCUGUGCGUAAUUACGUUACAGAUGACAGAACAGUGCUGAGUUUCCACAAAGGGGACAUUAUACGCUUGCAGAAAAUGGAGGGGCUGGAGGAAGGUCACUGCUAUGGUUGCAUAGUGAAAAAGAAGGUCAUGCUUCUUGAGGAGAUAAAACGAGACACAUCUGACUUUGGCUGGAAAUUUGGAGCGGUACACGGUCGUGCAGGGGUUUUCCCUGUGGAGUACGUCCAGCCAGUGGCUGCGCCAGACUUUAUCAACCUCCCUGUGGACAAGAAAGAUGAGCCCAAGAAUAAGCAGGGUCACGUGGCAGUUUCUGGCACCGUAGCCGUAGCUGUAGGUUCCACCGUUGCAGCCCAUGAGCUCGACCGCUCCAUUGAAGUGGCUUCACUGGUCAGUGAUUAUACUGAGGCCCAUACAGACUACAAUAACAUGGAGAUUGAUGAGAGGAUUCUGCAGGAUAGCCAAUACAACAUGGUGGAGUUUGCCAAGAAAUAUUUCAGAGAGGCCCAUAGGAAGACCAGUGAUUCCCAAAGGUCAAAGAAGGGGAAGGAAACCAAGGAAUCAUCAGAUAUGGUGAAAUUUUCCAAGUCUCCUAUCCAAGAGUCCUUGAUUGAGUUUACUGAUGAAAACAUGAACAAGAUUGCUGCAGACAUUUUCUUGGCUAUAAUGAAGUUCAUGGGAGACUACCCAAUCAAAGGCCAAACUGAGCAAGAUAUCAUCAGCACCAUCCUAAGGCUUACUGGCGAGUAUGGUUUACUGAGGGAUGAAGCGUACUGCCAGGUCCUCAAGCAGAUCACUGAAAACACCAGUUCCAAAACAGACAGUUGUCAAAGAGGCUGGAGGAUCCUAUACAUCCUUACAGCAUACUACCGAUGUUCAGAAGUACUGAAGCCCUACCUACUGAAAUACCUUCAAGAUGCCUGUGCAGGUCCAGGGGUGCAAUACCAAGGCAUUGCCAAAGCAUGCGAACAGAACUUAAGGAAGACGUUCCAAUAUGGUGGCCGCAUUAAAUACCCUAACACCAUGGAACUAAAGGCUAUGAUGGCCAGCAGGAGCUCCAAACGGCAGCUAUUCCUUCUCCCUGGUGGAAUUGAGCGUCAUCUGAAAAUUAAGACCUGCUCAGUUGUUCUGGAUGCCAUUGAAGAGCUAUGCUAUGAGAUGGGUCUGCACAGCAUGGAGGGAAUGGAUGAAUAUGCCAUAUUUGUUGUCACAAACAGAGGCCAGAAUGUUCAGCCACUGAGCAAAAGAGAGUACAUUUUGGAUGUGACUACAGAAGCAGAGCCUAUUGAUAGCAAUUACAGCCUGUGGUUUAGAAGAGUGAUCUGGAAUCAGCCACUAAAAUUCGAUAAUGAGCUUGGAGUCACCAUGCAUUAUAAUCAGGUUACCCCAGAUUACUUAAAAGCCCUUCUGAAUAUUGUGCCACAGGGCAAGCUUAGUGAACAGCAGCUUCAGCAGGUGUCAAAACUAGCUGCCCUGCAACAUCGCGCCAAGGACACCCUCUCUCUUCCUAACCUCCGUGAGGUCCAGGACUGCAUCCCUGUCCUUCUGUAUGGACUACAGUUUUCCCAGCAAUGGCUGAACAUGGUGACCCAGAACAUGCAGCAAGUCCAAGCACUGAGCCCACAUCAGGCCAGAGCCCAAUUCCUGGGGCUUGUAAGCGUUUUCCCCAUGUUUGGUUCCUCAUUCUUCUACAUACAAAGCAGCAGUAACAGCUCUGUAGACUGCCCUUGCAUAUUAGCUGUCAAUCAAAAUGGCCUAAACUUUCUAAACAAAGACACACAUGAGCUGAUGGUGAAGUUUCCACUGAAAGAGGUGCAGUCCACACGGACACAGAGGCCUGUAGCUGGUUCCAGUUACCCUUAUGUAGAGAUAAUGCUGGGGGAUCUAACAUCUCAGCGCAUCACACAACUACAAGUAGACCAGAGUCUGGAGCUGUGCCGUGUUAUCGCCAUGCACAUGGACAACAUGCUGUCCGUGCGAGAGAAGAGACUGACUCUGCCUCCCAGCGAGAUCACGCUUCUUUAAUAUGCCUUCAAACAGCAUGUCAAUCUAUUCCCUGUCUCAUCAAAGUGUCAUACAAGCUUUUCUUUCAUAUAACAUCCUAAUAUG
Molecule: messenger RNA, 7311 nt
Organism: Neoarius graeffei (lesser salmon catfish)
Lineage: Eukaryota; Metazoa; Chordata; Actinopteri; Siluriformes; Ariidae
Gene: myo15aa
Product: myosin XVAa
Exons: 64
Coding region: 1-7227 (2408 amino acids)
Cellular component (GO): cytoskeleton; myosin complex
Molecular function (GO): protein binding; ATP binding; cytoskeletal motor activity
Source: RefSeq, a predicted model, not a curated record